Messenger RNA from Arachis ipaensis, 1082 nucleotides. RefSeq names its product fatty acid elongase 3-like. Gene Ontology annotation, molecular function: fatty acid elongase activity. Gene Ontology annotation, cellular component: endoplasmic reticulum membrane. The record is from RefSeq and is a predicted model, not a curated record. Gene Ontology annotation, biological process: sphingolipid biosynthetic process; very long-chain fatty acid biosynthetic process; fatty acid elongation, saturated fatty acid. Lineage: Eukaryota; Viridiplantae; Streptophyta; Magnoliopsida; Fabales; Fabaceae.
UCAUUCUUCUUUCUCACACUAUAACUAAGGGUGGUGCUAGCUUGAGUGUGAAAGAAAAAGAAAAGAAGAAUGAGUAACAUAUUGGCAGCAUUAGAGUACUGGUUAGUGAACCACCCUACAAUCAAGAACUUCACAUGGACGCCAGGGAAAACCAUGGCCUCAACUCCACAGUUUCUCUGCUUCACAAUCCUCUCCUACCUGUCGUCCAUCUUCAUCCUCCCUCAAAUGAAAUCCCUGCCGUCCAUCCCCCAAUCCAUCCUCAGGCCAAUCUCAGCCGUCCACAACACAUCCCUCCUCCUCCUCUCCUUCGUCAUGGCCCUUGGCUGCCUCCUCUCCACCAUCUCGCAUGCACCUCACGUCCACUGGAUCAUCUGCUUCCCACCGCAAACCAAGCCCACUGGGCCCAUAUUCUUUUGGGCCUACAUCUUCUACCUCUCCAAGAUCCUUGAGUUCAUGGACACACUCCUCAUCAUCCUCAGCAACUCCAUCCAACGGCUCUCGUUUCUCCACGUGUACCACCACUCCAACGUGGUCAUCAUGUGCUACAUAUGGUUGCAAACCUCGCAAACACUCUUCCCGGCGGUACUCUUUACCAACGCCUCCGUGCAUGUGCUAAUGUACGCCUACUACUUAUCGUGCGCGCUAGGAGUGAGACCUAAGUGGAAGAAGCUUGUGACGAAUAUCCAGAUCAUGCAGUUCUACUCCAGCUUCGUUGUUCUGAGUUUGAUGCUUUACUACCACUUCACGGGUUCAGGGUGCUCUGGUGUUUGGGGUUGGACCUUCAAUGUCGUUUUCUAUUCCUCUCUUUUGGUCUUGUUCGUUGACUUUCACAAAAAGAAUUAUGGUAGUACUGCAAACUCCAAGAAAAAGUUUACUCUCAACAACGUUAAGCAGGAUUAUUCCAAGGGCUUGUUUUGUGCUUAUCACAUCUCAUGAUGUUAGUAUUAGUCUUAAUUUAAUUGUACCAUGCAUUGUCAUUAUUUUAUUAAUGUUUGGUCUAUAUAGAAUUAGGGUAAAAUACUAUUUUGAUCCUUAAUGUUGGGGUCAAAUUUUAAUUGGGAGCCAUUCAUUUAGAUAAAAAU